AUGUGUUUGAAUAAUUCUACACUUGGUGACACGAAUUUUUUAUUUAAUCCUGCCACUAGUGAAUUCAAGAAGCUCCCAAAACCUGAUGAUCUGGUAGAUAAACAUAUAGAAGGAAUUUUUGCAUUAACUGGUCUUGGAUUUGGUUAUGAUCCUGAAAGUAAUGACUACAAAUUGGUCAGAUUUUCUUACUCUAAAGAGUUGGAAGAUCAAAUUUAUUCUGAAGUUGAUGCGUACUCAUUGAGUACUAUUUUUUGGAGAAGAAAGGAUAUGCUUGUGCCUGGAGUUGUUUUUGAGAAUUCUUUUUCGAAGGCAGUCAUUAACGUAGCUCUACAUUGGAGGUGUGUAGCAAAGAAAAGGGGAUUCUAUAGUUUUCUUAUCUUAUCAUUUGGUAUAAAAAAUGAGGUGACUCAAUACAUAAAAGUACCUGAAAUUGACUUGGAUGGAGAUGGAAAAGAAUGGUAUCCUUUUGAUAGGAAUGGAUCACUUGCUAUAGUUAUUAGCUCAACAAAUUAUCAAGAGUAUAGGAAUAAAUUUAAUAUAUGGGAGUAUAGGAAUACAUUUGACAUAUGGGUGAUGAAUGAAGAUCGGGUUGAGGAGUCUUGGACGAAACAAUUAACUGUUGGACCUUUUAGUGUUCAUAGUUUGGUGGGAUUUGGCAAGAAUGAAGAGCUCCUCUUUGCAUCUCACUCAAUGAUGUUACUUUAUGAUCUACAACGGGUAAAAACUCCUCAUGAUGAUAUUUCAUGGGCUAAUAUUAUUGGUGAUAAUUUUGUACACUGCAUAGAGGCGGCUAUCACAUUGAGAGCCUAG
Quercus robur (English oak) is the source of this 810-nucleotide messenger RNA. Its product is annotated as F-box protein CPR1-like. The record is from RefSeq and is a predicted model, not a curated record. NCBI's taxonomy places the organism in Eukaryota, Viridiplantae, Streptophyta, Magnoliopsida, Fagales, Fagaceae. The transcript has a single exon. Bases 1 to 810 code for a protein of 269 amino acids.